AUGUCAGCUGUGAUAAUUGAACUGGAUAAGCUUUCUUCAGAUGAGAUUGAGAGCAAAAAGGAUUCCAAGUCAGAUUUUAAAGAAGGCAAAUCCAGUGAUUUGUGUGCCGGUUAUCAUGCUUUUCAACUUCACUGCUCGCAUUCUGCACCAGCUGGUAUGAAUACAAGCAAGAGUGAGACAGUGAAAGAGCAUCCAUUAAAACCCUCUCGAAGAUCUAUGCCAUGCCUAGCCCAGAGCCAAACACAUCCUCAAAGUCUGAGCAAGCAUUCGUCUUUUCUGCAGCCAAAUCGUGUGCAGCCACAGCCCCGACCUCAGCCUCUCAGUGCAGGAACAUCUACAGCUACAGUGGAUGUGGUGUCGGAACGAGCUAAAGUGAUGGAGACUUUGGAAAACAACUUGCUUAAGCUGUCUAAUACAGAAUAUGAUGAUCCGUUUUUAGGCAUAGGAAAGGAAAAAGACACAUACACAGAUGAUUCAGAACAUGGAAAUUAUGAUGCUCGUACAGAUCAGUCAUUGCUUCUUCAAAACAAACUUACCAGGCAGAAAACAGAACCUCAGACCAAAUCGUCUUUAAAGGCUGAUGGCAUGGCAUCAUCAGGGCUCUUCUUCAAAGAUGGAAAAAAGCGCAUUGAUUACAUCUUGGUGUACAAGAAGUCAAGUCCACAGGUAGAAAAAAGAAGCACAUUUGAAAAGAAUUUGAGAGCAGAAGGGUUGAUGUUAGAACGAGAGCCAGCUGUUACAAACAGUGAUAUCAUGUUUGUUAAAAUUCACUGUCCAUGGGAGACAUUGUGCAAAUAUGCGGAAAGAAUGAACAUCAGGAUGCCUUUCAGGAAAAAAUGUUAUUACACUGACUGGAGGAGCAAAACGAUGGGCAGUUUGCAGAGGAACAUGAGAGAGCUGAAAAGUUGGUUGCCCAGAAAUCCAAUGAAGCUUGAUAAGGAGGCCCUACCUGAUCUGGAAGAAACAGAUUGCUACACAGCCCCCUUUAGCCGUGCACGCAUACACCAUUUUACGAUAAACAACAAAGACAGCUUCUUCAGCAAUUCCACAAGAAGUAGAAUCGUGCAUCACAUGCUACAGAGGACUAAGUAUGAAGAUGGAAAAUCCAAAAUGGGUAUUAAUAGGUUACUAAAUAAUGGAACAUAUGAAGCAGCAUUUCCACCCCAUGAGGGAAGCCACAAAAGCAGACAUCCCAUCAAAACACACGGAGCUCAGAAUCACAGACACCUCUUAUAUGAGCGUUGGGCACGGUGGGGAAUGUGGUACAAAUACCAACCUCUUGAUUUAAUCAGGCGAUAUUUUGGUGAAAAAAUUGGACUGUAUUUUGCCUGGCUGGGAUGGUAUACUGGAAUGCUUAUUCCUGCUGCCCUGGUUGGGCUCUUUGUUUUCCUCUAUGGACUAUUUACAAUGGAUUCCAGCCAAGUAAGCAAAGAGAUCUGCGAGGCAAAUGAGACCAUCAUGUGCCCUAUGUGUGAACGCAAUUGCACACUACAAAAACUCAAUGAAAGCUGCAUAUAUGCCAAGGUUACACAUUUAUUUGAUAAUGGAGGAACUGUCUUCUUUGCUAUUUUCAUGGCAAUUUGGGCUACAGUCUUUCUAGAGUUUUGGAAGAGACGGAGAGCUGUAUUAACCUAUGACUGGGACCUCAUAGACUGGGAAGAUGAAGAGGAAGAGCUGCGCCCCCAGUUUGAAGCUAAAUAUUCCCAAGUGGAAAGAGUAAAUCCCAUCACAGGAAAACCUGAACCUUUUCAGCCUUUCCCUGAUAAGCUGAGUCGACUAAUGGUGUCUGUCUCAGGAAUAUUUUUCAUGAUUUCACUGGUCCUCACUGCAGUGUUUGCUGUUGUGGUGUAUCGUCUGGUAGCCAUGGAACAGUUUGCUUCUUUCAAGUGGUAUUUCAUCAAGAAGUAUUGGCAGUUUGCAACAUCUGGCACUGGAGUCUGUAUCAAUUUUAUGAUCAUCAUGUCACUCAAUGUUGUAUAUGAAAAGGUUGCCUAUCUCCUGACAGACUUAGAGCACCCUCGAACAGAAUCUGAAUGGGAAAACAGCUUUGCCUUGAAAAUGUUCCUCUUCCAGUUUGUCAACUUGAAUAGCUCCAUCUUCUACAUUGCCUUUUUCCUUGGCAGAUUUGCAGGCCGCCCAGGAAAGUACAACAAGCUUUUUAACAGAUGGAGAUUGGAAGAGUGUCAUCCUAGUGGCUGCCUGAUAGAUCUGUGCUUGCAAAUGGGAGUUAUUAUGGUUUUAAAACAAAUGUGGAACAACUUCAUGGAACUAGGCUAUCCUUUAUUACAGAAUUGGUGGUCACGACGCAAAAUGAAGAGAGGAGGGCAAUUAAUGGAGCAUAAAGUUUCUCUGCCUCAGUGGGAAAAGGACUGGAAUCUACAGCCUAUGAAUCUUCAUGGUUUAAUGGAUGAAUAUUUAGAGAUGGUUUUACAGUUUGGCUUCACCACCAUCUUCGUUGCUGCCUUCCCACUGGCACCCCUCCUGGCAUUGCUUAACAAUAUCAUAGAAAUAAGGUUAGAUGCGUACAAGUUUGUCACUCAGUGGCGAAGACCUAUGCCUGCAAGAGCAACAGAUAUAGGUAUCUGGUAUGGGAUUCUGGAAGGAAUUGGAGUCCUGGCUGUCAUCACCAAUGCCUUUGUUAUUGCCAUUACUUCCGAUUACAUUCCACGUUUUGUCUAUGCAUACAAAUAUGGUCCCUGUACAGAUCAAGGGUACAGACAAGAAAAAUGCUUGAAAGGAUAUGUCAACAGCAGUUUAUCAGUGUUUGAUUUGAGUGAACUUGGAAUGGGAUAUUCAGGAUACUGCCGGUAUAGAGAUUACAGAGCCCCACCAUGGAGUUCAACUCCAUAUGAAUUCACUUUACAGUUCUGGCAUGUCCUGGCAGCACGUCUGGCCUUCAUCAUAGUAUUUGAGCACCUUGUUUUUGGAAUAAAGUCUUUCAUUGCCUACCUGAUUCCAGACAUGCCUAAAGACUUGUGUGACAGAAUGAGGAGAGAGAAAUACUUAGUCCAGGAAAUGAUGUAUGAGGCUGAACUGGAGCAUUUGCAGAGAGAAAGGAAAAAGAAUGGGAAACAGUAUCACCAUGAAUGGCCUUAG
Molecule: messenger RNA, 3096 nt
Organism: Melopsittacus undulatus (budgerigar)
Lineage: Eukaryota; Metazoa; Chordata; Aves; Psittaciformes; Psittaculidae
Gene: ANO3
Product: anoctamin 3
Exons: 27
Coding region: 1-3096 (1031 amino acids)
Biological process (GO): chloride transmembrane transport
Cellular component (GO): plasma membrane
Molecular function (GO): protein dimerization activity; chloride channel activity
Source: RefSeq, a predicted model, not a curated record